Molecule: messenger RNA, 939 nt
Organism: Miscanthus lutarioriparius
Lineage: Eukaryota; Viridiplantae; Streptophyta; Magnoliopsida; Poales; Poaceae
Source: the annotation of a GenBank genome assembly
AUGGGAGACAACAAGUCUCCGCUGAGCCUGAGCCCGAUGGGCGGGCGCGACCGGGACCGGGACCGGGAGCUCCUCAUCCCGGUCUCCGGCGGCGGCUCGGCGCCCGGCGACGGGGUCGAGGACGGCGACAGGGCCUCCUCCGCCUCCGCCGCGCUGUCCUCCUCCGGCCGCGAGGCUUUCCAUAAGGUCGUCCGCAGUUGGGCUUCAAAGAAGUUCAUGACUGGAUGUGUAAUUCUCUUCCCCAUAGCAAUAACGUUCUACAUCACCUGGUGGUUCAUUCAUUUUGUUGAUGGAUUCUUCUCUCCAAUCUAUGCUCAACUGGGAAUCAACAUAUUCGGUCUUGGCUUCAUCACAUCUGUUACUUUCAUAUUUUUUAUUGGAGUCUUUAUGUCAUCUUGGGUGGGGGCAUCUGUCCUUAGCCUUGGCGAGUGGAUUAUUAAGCACAUGCCUCUUGUUCGUCAUAUCUACAAUGCAUCGAAGCAAAUUAGUGCUGCAAUAUCACCAGAUCAGAACAAACAGGCAUUCAAGGAAGUGGUCAUCAUAAGGCAUCCUCGUGUUGGAGAAUAUGCGUUUGGUUUCAUCACAUCGUCAGUAUCCCUCCAGAGUUAUUCUGGUCAAGAAGAUCUUUACUGCGUCUAUGUCCCUACGAACCAUCUUUACAUUGGUGAUAUCUUCAUGGUGAAUUCAAAGGAUGUCAUAAGACCAAAUCUUUCUGUGCGUGAAGGCAUCGGUAAAUUCUUACUCUCUGCCAUUUCAGCACAGUUUGAUAUUCUGCUUCAAGAAACAUGGAUGGCUACUCCAGCAAAAAAAGACUUGAUAUAUUUGCACGCAUGGUUUGCAGAAAUUGUUGUAUCUGGUGGUAUGUCAAUGCCCCAAAUUCUGUCAACCCUCGACCCGCAGAUGAUCCUUGGGGACAGAACCGGACCAAGCAGAAGCUGA